Messenger RNA from Entamoeba invadens IP1, 2748 nucleotides. RefSeq lists its product as hypothetical. The record is from RefSeq and is a predicted model, not a curated record. Lineage: Eukaryota; Evosea; Mastigamoebida; Endamoebidae. The transcript has a single exon. Bases 1 to 2748 code for a protein of 915 amino acids.
AUGGAUGUUCGAAUAACAGAGGUUCUUUCCCGUACAGCCUUUGAACUUGAAGAAAAGGGGAGUGAAGUGGAUACCACGACUUUUUCUGAGUUUAAUGGAAAAGUUACAUCAGACGACGUUCAAGAAGAAAGUGCAGCACAAAAGAGUUCAAGAGAGGAAGACUUGCCCCACCAACGAAGUAAUGAGAAGCGUGGGUGGUAUCUUCAAUUUGUAGUAUCUAUAGUAGCACUCAUCUGUUUUGUGUCGAAUUUCAUAUGUCUUCUAGUUGUUCAUCAAGACGUUGGGAAUAUGAGUUGGGUUGUUGUGAUGGGUAUAAUAGAGGGUGUAGUAUUCUUGCUCUACAAUAUAAUUAAGUUACUGUUACGACUUAAAACCGUGCAGCAGUUUUUCAGUACAAACAAGAUUGUUAAUAGUCUUCUCUGUAAAGUGUAUGGGAACUUUGAUAAGAGUCUCUUUAUAUAUCGACUUCCCAAUAUUGAGAAGAUAGUCGAGACGUAUACGAUCCCGUAUAUCAUAGACAGUAACAAGGAGAAUCAAGCUCUUUUUAAUGUGUGGUCACGGUCUUAUAUCACAUUCUGCACAACUUAUAAAGGGCAAAUAAAGGUCUUUGGGAUUCUAUUUACAGCAGUUGGCCUACUCUAUGGCCUUGUGCUGAUGUUCUUUUUCCUUCAAGCUGUUGUGGAGUUCAGGAAGAUAUAUACACAAGUCAUAGUGUUUACUUUUGUCACUGUCAUCAAUGUUUCUCUGUUAGGUUUCUUUGUAUGGAAAAUGCUUUUAUUUCUUUUUUUCAUCUUGUAUGAAGCAUCUUAUGUUCUAGUCUAUAAAGGGUUUAAGACCGAGGUCAUAGUCAUCACCUGUUUUCUAUUUCUUGUCUCCCUUUGUUUUGGGAGUAAUAUGGGCUUUGAAAGACCAGUCACUACUCUCUUUGGGUUCUGUCUCUUAUGUCUUACUAUUCUUAUUAGUUUACUUAUUGUUUUAUUUUUAGAACUUGGACUGAGUAUCUAUUCUUCUAUCAAGUCUCAAAAGGAUUUUAAGAAAAGUAUUCAAAAAGAGUUUAAAGAGUGGGGGUGGUGUUAUAUCUUCAUUGUUGUGUUGACUCUUCUUAUAGUGAUUUGUUUGUUACUUAGUGGCUUUUUUAUAGGGAAAAGAGUCACAAACACAAGUAUUAGAGUGUCUACUUUUGAUACUGUCGACGUGACGUGGCCAACCACUGUUAUAAGUUACUGUGAAAAGGAAAAUGAAAUAUCACAACUGACUUUUGGGAAUGGGAAAGCCGACUAUUUGAGACAAGAGUAUGCUAAACCUUCUAUUAAGACGCCAACUAUCGACUUAAGUGAUAUACUUGAACUUGGUGCUACCACUCGAGAUUACUUCCAUAUGACAUCCAAAGCCAUUCCUAUCAAUGGGAUAGUAUAUUAUCCUAUUGAUAUCAAAAGCUUCAAUGAGUCUUGUCAAGUUGUAGUCAUUCUUUCUUCCAAAAUGGACAAUUUAGUUGAGAGUGAACGAGGCUAUUUAUAUGUCCAAGAAUCUUUGACUGAAAAUGGCAUCAUUACCAUUGCACUUGAGUCGGACUUUUUAGACCCAGAUGGGAAUGGCGAUUGGAUUGUUCCAAAACACCAACGUACAACAAGAGAAGCUUAUUAUCUAGCAAGGACUCAAUUAGUCAUCGAGUCGUUGAACUACUUAAGUCCCCGACUGAACGAAUUUUUUGGACAUAAACUCGACUUCUCAAAUAUCGGAGUGUUAGGGGAUAGAGAAGGUGGAGGAGUUGCCUUACGUGUUGUUCAAGCGUUGAAUUCUGUUGAUUAUAAUACCAUUAAUGACACAAUUAAAAACAUGUUUAGUAUACGCAGCGUUGCUGUAUUUAAUUGCCACGACAUUCCAGAGCAAAACCCUAUUCAAAACAAGUAUUCCUAUUUCAUCGAAACCCUCCCAGAAAUGUCCGCCUAUGAUGACCCUCUUCUUACCUCAUAUUAUUACUUUGAAAAGACUAUUAGAAAUGAUACUAAAGAGUACCAAUAUAGUGGUAGUCUAGUUAUAGAAAAGGCCAAUGGCAAUAACUUCAACUCGUUAUAUAAAGAGAGCGAUGAGGAUGCAUUACUCCACAAAAUAGAGAUGAACAGACCCGACCUCCUCAAACCCUCUGAAUUACAGUGCGUCGCAAGUAACUUUGUCACGACCCAUUUUCUGUGCAGUUUAAAGGGAAAAUGCGACAAUUUGGCCUUGCUUGUGGAUUUCAAAAAUGGGAAGAACGUUCUACCACAAAACACGGGGUACUAUAGCACCUUCGAGUCAAAUAAAGAGAUUCUGCUCUAUUCAAAUGGGUCCUUAUUCGACGCAGAAAUAUUCACAAAUGCUACAUUCGAUGGAAAGCUUUACCAAAAUGUGUUUCAGUCACUCAACUUGUUGUACGUCUGUUCCAAUAACGAACUUUGUAAAGUCACUUUUACUCUGAAAAAUGCCGUCAACUGCAGUGGCAUCAAAUUUUCAUUUUACAAAGAAACAAUUGAAAACGCUCAACUGUCUUAUGACCAAUAUCUCGAUGUCACUUUACUUAACUCUACAAAAUUAACUUUGAAUCAUUUCAGUUAUGUCAAAGUGCCUGUUAAAGACACUGAUGGUAUUUCCGAGAUGCAUCUAGUCCAAACGUAUUCUUUCAACUUGCAACAAAAAAAUUUGCUUGUCUCAUCCUUUACUCUGUGGUUCAAAGGCGAAGUACUCAUGGACGAUAUAGCUUUGUAUUAUUAA